AUGGAUUUUCCGGAUAUCAAAAAGAACCCUAAACCGUUGAACAAUAACAGCAAAGACAACCCCGAAUUUGCUGAUAAUUACUACAAACGGAGUUACAUAAAAGGGAGAAAAAAUGAAGAAGUCAAAAUAGGCUCAAACCUGUCUACGAACAAUGACGUUUUACAGCUACCCAGCGUGCUACAUAACCAAAUUAGGAUAAUACGGACAAAUGACAGCUGCUUUAAGGAUUAUGUCGUCUUGAACAACCUAGGAAAGGGAACGUACGCACAAGUAUGGAAGGUCAAACAUAAAAUUACGAACGAAAUAUUUGCAGCCAAGUUGCUACAACCAAAUCAAUUCCCCAAGGAGUCAUUUAAUCGAAUUGUUGAAAUGUUUACAAAAGAAAUAAUUAACCUAUCCAUAUGUCAAUGUCCAGGGGUGAUCAAAUUACAUAAAGUGAUAGGAGGGAAAGAAGGAUGGAUACUAAUACAAGACUAUGCAAAUGAUGGGACCUUGUGGAAGGAGAACUUAUCUAGCAAUAUGACUGAAGCUUUUCUCUAUUUCAUUCAACUGUUACAAGGCAUGUGGUACAUCCAAGACAUGAACAUCGUCCACAGGGAUUUAAAGCCAACAAAUAUUUUAAGGUACGAUAAUAAAAGGAUAGUCAUAGCUGACUUUGGAUGGUCAGAACAUAUCGACUCUUGCAAUUUACACCCCACGGAGUGGCCAGGGACGUUAGAAAUUAACCCCCCAGAGGUACUCAGAAAUACGGGACCCAUGACGGAAAAAAUUGACAACUACGCCCUUGGGAUGAACAUGAUUUUAUUCAUUUCGGGCAGAUUCGUCUGUAGACAAAAGGGAAUCGAAUGUUCAAAGGUAGCACAAACUAUUUUGAAAACUGUGCAUAAUUUGAGGCACUCCAAACCUCCUAGUAGAUUUAGGGAAAACCUAAAAGCGUGGGACUUGUUCGUCAAGUUGACUUCCUCCAACCCCAGUGAGCGACUAAGCCUGCAGAAUGUGCUGGACCACCCCUGGGUGACGGAGAUGCUGAACAAUUUUAGCCUGCAGAAUUCGAAGUUCCUGUGGCAUGAGAAGGUUAAGAGCAGGUGGAUCUACCUCCUCUCGAAUAACUGGAACUUUUUCAAGAACAUUUCCUCCAUCUCGCCGAGCGGUAUUAGCGGUGUGAGUGGUGUGAGUGGUGUGAGUGGUGUUAGCGGUGUGAGUGGUGUGAGUGGUGUGAGUGGUGUUAGCGGUGUGAGUGGUGUUAGCGGUGUGAGCGGUGUUAGCGGCGUGAGCGGUGUUAGCGGCGUGAGCGGGGCGAAUACGGCGGGCGCUCCCGGUGCAACCCACGCGGUCUACUCACCCAACGCAGUCAACGCCGUUUCCCCCAGCACGAGCGAAAAAAGGAAGCAAAACGGCGAAGUAGACAAGGAGGACGCUUCCCCUUCGAAGGCAAACAACAAGGCAACCGUCGUCAUGGACGCAGACACCCCCAAAGACAAAAGUAGUAACAAUAAAUAUUCGCACGCCUGCCUCAAAAACGACUACGAGAUCCUGUACUACAUGAUGAAGAAUAAUUUUAAAAAUAGAAUCAACUGUUGCUCCGUGAAGAAGAGCGAACCCAGCACCUGCAGGAGUAAUGACAGCAGAACGAAGCAAAGUAGAGAUUCCAGGAGUGCCGUCAAAACGGACCAGAGCACAGUCAGCAGCAGAUACAAUAAUGAUAGGCUCUUGAAUGGGGGGGCGAUUGGCGCAGCUUCUGCCCCCUCUCUCCACAAUAACAACCACGCUGCACAUGGCAAUGCCGACGCUUCGCAUGGAUCCCCAGCUGUGUAUCUGGAAGACGCCAAGAAGGAUAACUUUCUGGUCAUCAACGAUGGUGAGGGAAAGGCGAACAAGGAAAAUGAAGCUAUCGUGAUAAACGACGAGGAGGACGACGAGGGGGGGGACGGAGGUGAGGGAGGCGAAGCAGACGAAGCAGACGAAGCAGAUGCAGCAGAUGGAGCAGCUAAAGCAGCUAAAGCGGAUGGCCUGAGGGACAACCGCGCUCUGCACAACAAUUACAUGCGAAAGAAGAAACACGCACCUCAUCGGGACAGCCUCGGGGAAGAAUCGAAGAAUGGCAAAGCUAGCCAAGUCAGUCAUGCCAGCCAACUCGGCAAGGCGAAAAACACUUGCCACGAAGUGUGUAACGGGGGCCAGGAUGACGAGUUCCUGAAGCAGCAGGAGCGAGACAUCGAGCGCGGGCUCACCGACGGGGAAGAAGCGGAGGAGGGAGGCGAUGCGGAGGAGGAAGAGGAAGACGAGGAUGAUGAGGAUGAUGAGGAUGAAGAUGAUGAGGAUGACGAGGAGGAGGAUGACGAGGAGGAUGAUGAUGACGAAGAGGAGGAAGAAGAGGAGGAGGACCACCAUCAAGACCACCGCAGCAAAGGUGAGCACACCCGCAACCGCACACUGGACGGCAAAAAUAAGCAAGUUGCCUACAUGAAAAACGGGAAAAAUAAUAACCACCUGAAUGGCGUACGGGAAAAGUGCUACGGCAGGAGCGAAACCUACGAUGAUUUUUUAAACUACAAGAGCAAGAAGAAUGCGCAUAGGUAUGUAGACCCCGUAGAGGUGAUCCCCAAUGGAAAUGGCAAAAGUGGUAAGAAGGGAAUGACCCCAAACGAGGAUUCCCCUUUUCAGGAAAGAAACCGUAAUGUUACCAUUAACGCAUCGGAUGAGAAGGAACAGGCGAGUUGCUCAAAAUGCAAAAACGCAUUAGACAGCAAAGCAUCGAAAUGGUUUUUUGCAGAAAAGGAUCAACAGACACAAACGGAGCAGUCAGUGAGUUAUACAAAGAAGACGACGACCCAUCUGGGGAACUUUCAAGACGCGCUCCUCACCUUUAGUGAGUCAAAAAAUCUGAGAUUAUCGAAGGGCCAAAUGAAGGGCGACUUGGCGGAAAAAAUCUGCAGGAGAGGCAGCACUGGGAAUGUGAGAAGCUCGCACAAGGGGGAUGAACUCAAUGGGGUGAACGCAGAGGAGAGAACGGAUAGGGAGGACAGGCCAUGCAAAUAUGAGGGAACGCGCGAAAGGGGGGCGCUGGACCUGGAAGACCCCCCACCCCGCGGGAACAAGUGGAUGCAGGGGGGGGACUCGCCGCGAGAUGGGCACGCGCUGGAGGGCGAAGAUGACGACGAUGAGGAGGAGGAGGAGGAGGAGGAGGAGGAGGAGGAGGAGGAGGAGGAGGAAGAAGAAGAAGAAGAUGAAGAGGACGCCGAGGAGGGGGAGCACUACGAUGAGGAGGAUGACGACGAGGACGACGACGACGAUGAGAACGAUGGCGACGAUGAGGACGAAAAUUACAUCAAAAUUUACGCCAACAACUUCAACAUCAGCAAAUCGGGGAAGCACAGAAAGAGCGUCAAGCAGAAGGAGUCCUUUUCGAACAAAGUCAAUUCAAUAUUGGAGAAUUCGAAGGAGCUAAAAAAAAAGUUAAAAAAGAACUUAACCAGUUUGUACGAAAUGGGUUUAAACGAAGGAGGGGGUGGAGGUGUAGGAGGGGGCCAGAUCGUCGGCGCGCAUGAACAGAAGCGUUACCAGCUGGACCCCCCUCAUAAAGAAAGGGUCGGCACCCUGAACGGAAUUCGCAGCGGCAGCCGAAGUGGCAGUCGUGUCCAAGUCAGCCUCGAUCAGGAAAAGGUCGCAAAGUUGGGGGACCAAAUGGGCAUCAACAUUGGCAGCAAAAUGGACAUCAAAAUGGACAGCAAAAUGGACGGCAAAGGGGACAUCAAAAUGGACGGCAAAAUGGGGAAGCACAUCCAUGAUGAGAACACCUUGUCGAAAAAGAAAAAAAUGGGCAACAAUUCUUUCCUAGGAGCGGAAGGUAACACUGAUGAGGAGGGGCACUACGACUGUGAGGAGGGGCCGGCAAAGGGGGAAAAUCACACCAUUGCAGAGAGAACAAAUGGGCGCCACAUGGACAGCUUACAUAAUAACCAGGAGCCAUUUGACUGCCCCCCCCAUUUGAGGGGCUACUUCAACAAGGCCUCUGCUUCCGCUGCAUCGGCUGCAUCCACCGCGUCAGAUAUUUAUGGGAAGAUGGACAAGCCGGGCGACCUCCCCCGAAGCCUCAUAGACAGCUGCGUCAGGUAUAUGGAAGACUCGCGAGUGAAAAAUAGCCAUCCCGACCGCUUUGCCUGCUAUGCGGAAGGGGAAAGUGUAGGAGAUAAGGAUAAGAAGAACCACCCGUUUCGAGCUGGCAGAAGCGGUGACAUGGAAAAAGUGAGCAGUAAGUUGCCGAUGAAAGAGGGCGAACAGUUGAACCCAACAAAUUGGGAAAUAUUUCCAAAUAACGAUCAAACGAGAGAAUGCGUAAAUGUUCACAUGAAUAGUGGCAAGGAUAAUGAUGAUAAGAGGCAACGUAUUGGCAAUAAAAAGGGAACAUCCAUCGAGGCAAUGGCGAGGGUGCCGUCCAAAAGUGACCUCUCCAAUUAUAGCAUUACCCACCGUGGUAGUAACAACGGGAUGAAUUACGAAUAUGAAAAUGGCUUCUCUUCCAUUUUGAACAAAAAAAAAUUGCACCGGGAAAAUCACCUCCACAGUGAGGUAGAGGCACCCACCAGUCGUUACGUCGAACAAAUGAAGGCUACUACCAAAGAUGGGAAGAACAACAAACAGAUGCCCAUCAACAACCUCUUUCCAGACGACAUCGUAAGAAGUGCAACUGCCAAACAGUGUGAUGACCGAGCAGAUAAAAAUGAAAAGAGCUUCUCCUCCAAUAAUGACCCCUCCACCCAUAUGUCAGACGAACCCACUAGCAGCAACGAUAUGGAGGAUAUUAUAAUUAAUAAUUUUAUGAAUAACACGAAAGGGGGGGCGAAUAGUGAUGGAAGGGGGAAACCGACGGGGGGGUAUCCAACGGGGGGGUAUCCAACGGGGGGUCAUCAAGCGGGAGGCCACCUGGAGCACUUCGAUGGAGCAGGAAAUUACAACCCCUCCAGCGGAAACGCAAGGCAUCACCACUUUUCCAGUAAAGAGAGCUACAGCAAAAAUAAGCAGUACUACCCAACCAAUAAUUUGAUAAAGUUAGCCGAACGCAAGAAUGACGGUGACCCACAAAGUGGCAGCUUCUCCUGCGUGGCGAAUUACGAAACUAGCUACGAGGAGAAUGACUGCAAUAGCAGCAGCAGGAGCGUGGACAAGAGCGAGCAUUCGGGCUUUAUUCGAAUGUUGAGAGCCUUGGGCGGGGAGGAGCACUACGGCAACGGGAUGAGCAGCACGGGCAGCGCCCACGGGAGGGGCAUUCGAAGUGGCAACGGGAGCGGCACCCGAAGUGGCAACGGAAGCGGCGCCCCAAGUGACCACCGCAAUGACAACCGCAGUCGGAACCCAUUUGUGGCGGGCAAGGAGCGGUACGAGGACCCACUGCUAGGGGACCCCCCCCAGGAGGGGAAAGCACCGAGCGGCAAAAAGGCGUUCAAGGCGGCGGGGAAAGACAGACAUUCAGUGAACCUGCAAAUGGAAGGUAAGGCAGCCAACCAGAGUGCGCCUAACCAGGGUGCGCUCAAGCAGGGUUCUCUCAACCAAGGUGCGCUUAACCAGGGAGCUCCCCCGCAUUGCGGCGCUGGGGGGAGUAAAACCUUCGACGAAGUGCGCCGCGCCCAGGCCGUCAGUACGCAUGCCUACUUGGAGGGCGGCGGAAAGGGAGGCCAAACCCGCAGCGAUAAUCGCAGCGAUAAUAGGAGCGAUACUCGAAGCGAUACUCGAAGCGAUACUCGAAGUGAUAAUCGAAGGGACAGCCGAGGGGACAGCCGAAGCGGAGGUGUGCACGACCGCAAGCCCAGCGCGUUCCUCCACCCAAGCAGCUACACCAAGGCGACCAUACGGCUCGACGAAACGAUUCGAGAUAACUUUAACAAGACGUCCAGCUCCUCCACAUACGACUACAGCGAUUUUGAUUUCCAUUGCUCAUCCAACAAGGAUAACAUCGUAGACUCUUUCAACACAGAAUAUAAGUUAACCACGACGAGGGAGAAGGCUGUUAUGCAAAGGCAGAAGCAGGGGGAGAAGCCGGGGGAGAAGCAGGAGGAGAAGCAGGAAAGGCUCUGCUACCACCAAACGGGCGCCAGGUUCCAGGUGCCCAAUUAA
This is a messenger RNA of Plasmodium vivax (malaria parasite P. vivax), 6111 nucleotides long. Its product is annotated as Protein kinase domain containing protein. The record is from RefSeq and is a predicted model, not a curated record. Gene Ontology annotation, molecular function: protein kinase activity; ATP binding. The transcript has a single exon. Gene Ontology annotation, biological process: protein phosphorylation. NCBI's taxonomy places the organism in Eukaryota, Apicomplexa, Aconoidasida, Haemosporida, Plasmodiidae. Bases 1 to 6111 code for a protein of 2036 amino acids.